AUGAGUUCAUCGUCCAAAACUAACAUCACUKCCACAAAGCUAAUCAACAAACCACCUAUAUCACCAUUAAUUCUCGUUAAAACUAAAAUACCACAAACUAGCAAUAAGUCACCAGAUGACCUUUCCGACAGUGAUGAUAUCUGGCAAACAGUAGACUCAAAUAAACGAAUCAGAUCACCRCUUACCAAAUCUCCUCCAUACAAAAAAGUAGACUCUAGCAUUUUCAUCUCAAAAAACCGCUACGCACCGCUCUCAUCUACCUCGGCAAUUGAAAAUGAAAAUGAAACUCAACGUAUGGAAAUCUCAUCUGAACAGCCCACUGUUAUCAAUAAUGAUACGAAUAUUAUCAAAAUAAAUCUUCCACCCCCUAUCUUCAUUGAAGAAGAGGACUUAGAUUUCAAUACCUUAUGUCUCAAACUUAAGGAAUUGACAGACACCUCCAGUUUUGUUUGCAAAAGUACCACAAAAGGUGUUAAAAUACAAACAUUUAGCUCCGAAUCCUACAGAUCAGUAAUCAAAUUUUUUAAAGAGCAAGCUGUCUCCUUCCACUCAUACCAACCAAAAGAAAAUAAACCGUUCAGAAUCGUUAUMCGUAAUCUUCACCCUUCUACUGAUAAAAACUUUAUCUCCAAAGAACUAUCAGAACUUGGGUUUCAAGUCAAAAGCAUAACAAACGUACUUCAUAAAUCCACAAAAACUCCGUUGCCCCUAUUUUUCGUCGACCUAGAACAAUCCGAGUCAAAUCAAGAYAUCUUUAAAUUAACACUUCUCUGUUACUCCAAAGUCAAAGUCGAGACACCCCAUAUUAAAAAAGAAAUCCCCCAAUGCCAGCGAUGCCAGCGAUGCCAGUCUUACGGCCACACUCGCAGUUAUUGUUUUCAUAACCCAAGAUGCGUACGGUGUGGUAACAACCACGAAUCAACUCAAUGUCAAAAAGACCGUACUGAACCAGCCAAAUGCGCUCUCUGCAGUGGCUCGCAUCCGGCAAAUUAUAGAGGCUGMCAAAUUCACAAAGACCUACUGAAAUACAGAAAACUACAUCUCAACCCUUCACAAAGAUAUAAAAAAGUUCAUCAAUUCUCCUCUGAAACAAAUACCACCCAAGAGAUCCCCAAUUCUCAAAAUUUUUCACUUCUUUCCAAAACCCCCACCAACAGCAUUCCACCGGGUAAUCAUAGAAACCACUGGUCCAAAAAUGAUAUACCUGCCGAAAAUAACCUAACCAAUCAACUUUAUUCCUUCAUUAAUGAACUAAAGUCAUUAAUCAACCCUUUGAUCUCGCUACUCACGACGGUCAUAGAGAAAUUCUUCAAGGAUGGACGCUAA
Molecule: messenger RNA, 1326 nt
Organism: Diuraphis noxia (Russian wheat aphid)
Lineage: Eukaryota; Metazoa; Arthropoda; Insecta; Hemiptera; Aphididae
Product: nucleic-acid-binding protein from mobile element jockey-like
Source: RefSeq, a predicted model, not a curated record